This is a messenger RNA of Fundulus heteroclitus (mummichog), 3517 nucleotides long. It is a transcript of the gene dusp8a, whose product is annotated as dual specificity phosphatase 8a. Bases 641 to 2422 code for a protein of 593 amino acids. Gene Ontology annotation, biological process: protein dephosphorylation; negative regulation of MAPK cascade. NCBI's taxonomy places the organism in Eukaryota, Metazoa, Chordata, Actinopteri, Cyprinodontiformes, Fundulidae. The record is from RefSeq and is a predicted model, not a curated record. The transcript is spliced from 5 exons. Gene Ontology annotation, cellular component: cytoplasm. Gene Ontology annotation, molecular function: protein tyrosine/threonine phosphatase activity; MAP kinase tyrosine/serine/threonine phosphatase activity.
CCAGAGCUCGGGGAGAGAGUGUAGCUCCGUCAUCCGCCUCACAGAGAGAGUCAUAGGGGGAGGGAGGCAGAGGGAGGAGUGUAAGCCGGUGACGGAGCGAAUGAGAGACGGGGAGAGUUGGAGCGGCACAACAAUAGCGGGCUGCUCUUCAGGCUGUGGACACUUUAGACACAGAGAGCGUUCAGAGGAGCACACAGCCGCCCUGUGAAACCAGCUGCAGGCGGAUCACAGCUGGCGUUUACAUACAGGUUACUCAUUUGGGUUUUUUUUUCCCCCUCGCUCUCUCAGAGGCAAAUCAUCCUCACAAGACCACAAAAUUGCCAUGUACUGACGCAGGAGCAUUCUAGGAAUUUUUGUGGUCCUGGCAUUUUUGGUCAUAUGUUGACUUGAAGAGUGUGUCCACAGACCAUUUUGGACUAUUUCUCUUUUUGAUUGCCUUAGAAAGUCACUCUGUGGACCUUGGACAAACGAUUUAACCAGAGGAGAGUUUUCUGGACUUGUGAUUUUUAGUCUUCUAUUUGUUUCUGCGGUGUAUAUCUUUUUUAUUGUGGCGAAGACUCUUUUGGUCUCCGAAGGAAGGGGACACCGGAACAUUUCUGUCGGUGUGUGCCAUUGAGACAGAGUUUGUAGUGGGGGGGUGAUGCCUUUGGAUGUGGUGAUCGCCCCAGCAGAGGACUGCUUUUGGCCGGACCUGCAGGAGUCAGACAUGAGGCUGAAGAUCAGGGUCCGCCGGAUGAAGCAGGGGAGAGAGCUUCGAGGAGGUUUUGCAGCUUUUUCCUCCUGUUUCCCCGGCCUGUGCGAGGGGAAGCCUGCCACUACACUCCCAAUGAGCUUGUCCCAGCCCUGCUUGCCUGUGGCAAAUGUAGGACCCACUCGCAUCCUGCCACACCUCUACCUGGGAUCACAGAAAGACGUUCUCAACAAGGACCUGAUGGCUCAGAACGGUAUCACUUAUGUACUGAACGCCAGCAACACCUGUCCCAAACCAGAUUUCAUCAGCGAGAGCCAUUUCAUGCGCAUCCCAGUCAAUGACAACUACUGCGAGAAACUGCUGCCCUGGCUGGACAAAACGAACGAGUUUAUAGACAAAGCUAAGGUGUCCAACUGCAGAGUGAUUGUGCACUGCCUCGCUGGGAUCUCACGGUCAGCCACCAUCGCCAUCGCAUACAUCAUGAAGACGAUGGGCUUGUCAUCAGAUGAUGCCUACAGGUUCGUAAAGGACAGGAGGCCGUCCAUAUCCCCAAACUUUAACUUCCUGGGUCAGCUGCUGGAGUUUGAGAAGGGCCUGCGGUUACUACAAGCUUUGACCACCGAUGAUAAGAAGUCUGAAAACAACUCCAAACAAGGCUCUGAGGUCAACGGGGUCUCUACUGGAUUUGAGAUCAACGGACACCACACCGGCUGUGACUCGUCUGCGGCGGAUUCUCACACCCAGACUGAACCCAAGUUGCCAUCUCCCACCUCCCUCCAGCAGGGCUUUAACGGCCUGCGCCUCUCGGCAGAGAGGAUCAUGGACACCAACCGGCUCAAGCGCUCCUUCUCUCUGGACAUUAAGUCUGUCUACUCUCCUAACAGUCCGCAUUGCCCCAACAUGGCGCCCACUCACUCUGAAGACAUCCCCAAACUGUGCAAACUUGACAGCCCGGGAACAGGCACCUCCAACGGCGUCUGCUCCCAGUCGCCCGUCCUGGACAGCCACGGCUCAUUCGACUCUCCGUUCCCCUCGCCGAGCAGCGGGGGCAGCAUCGGGGGCUUGGGUGGAAGCGAAGGAGUCCAUCGGUCUGGUACCUCCUCGUCCAGAUCCAGACGAAAAACCAAGCACAGCUGCGGCACUUCUCCGGUCCACUCCCAUCCGCAUCAUCCUCCACAGACCCUCAGCUUGACCCUGGACCACAAGAGCCCCAGCUUGGAGGAAAACCUCAGGGGCUCCCCGCUCCUCUCGCUGCCCUCCCUGCCCACUCUGGGAUCCGGGGCUAUGUGGACCAAACACAGAGACUCUGUCCAGGCUACAACUCCGGUCACUCCGGUCACCCCAACCACAGAUGCUCCCUGGCAUUUCGGAGCAGAGGAAGGCGGCGAGGGAGAAAUGGACGUGGGAGGAGAAGAGCGAAGGGGAGAGGAGUCGUCGGUGCGGUUUGGUAGCAGCUCGGCGUACGUGGCGUUCGGAUGCAGCGAAGGCCCGAGGUUACGAGACAAAUCCACGAGGGAGAAGCCCUUGCUUUCUCAGACACAGAGAGACCACUGGGAUUCCACGUCCAACGGCUCGAGCAACAGCGUCCCUGCGUCCGAGCAGUUCAAGCGGCGCAGCUGCCAGAUGGAGUUCGAGGAGGGCAUUUCCGAGACGAGGUCCAGGGAAGAACUGGGGAAAAUUGGGAAGCAGUCGAGCUUCUCUGGAAGCAUGGAGAUCAUCGAAGUGUCCUGACAGAUAAUGGACCUGAUCCAAGCUGUCCCGUGGGGGCAAAAAUGGACCUGUUGUUUAACGAGAACGCGCGGAGAGGAAAAGUGAGGUGGAGCAAGACGAAGGUGGUUGUUGUUCUUUUGUGCUCCCCUCCAAAGACAGUGUUAAAAGACUCCAACUGAGGGAAGGACAGACACAAGCUGAGAGUUAAUGUGAACAGUUUGCAAACCUGGACUGACAGAGCCUCAGCUGCGGUGUUUAGGUAGCCAUACUCAUCCCGAACUCUUAAAAUUUUGAGGAAAAAGCCUGGGGGAAGGGGAGAUAAAGGUGUGACUGUUGGUACUGCAACUUUUUAUUUAUGUCAACUCCGUCACAGGUUAACCGAUGCCACCCCAAGCACACAUUGCAUCCUGAUGAUAUAGAAUUUUCCUCCUGUUCAGACUCAUACUGUUUUGCCUGUGGUUAAAUGUAGUGUGUGCUUCAGUGGGUGUAUAGCUUGUGAUUUGAUCCGAGCCCCAAGUUUCGUCCCAAAGCUCCAUCCCUGUGUCAGAGAACCUCAGAACCAUGCACGGCUACAUCCGCCCCAACCCCAAACUUCUCCCUGUGGCUUGGCCCGCCCCAAAUGCUGCAAAAGACCACCACCACCACCAACAACAACAACAACAACAACAACUGUAGUGGACUAGUUAAUAGUACUGUCUCCUCCUGUUAUCACAGCACAAAGCAGAGAGGUCCGACGGACUUAACACAAAGACGGUACUGCAGUGAAAUCACGAAGGAUCCUCUGCGUUUUGUUGAGGAAAAGGCUCGUAACGAUGGACGGUGUGUCUCUCCUAAGCACAGUGCAUCUUUCCUGACUUUGGCUUCCUUUGUUUCAAAUGUUAACAGCAUGAAAAGACUGAGGAUUCAGGAUCCCCCCCCCCUCCCCCACCUCCUCCUCCAGGUCCUUUCCCACUGAACCUAGCCACCAUCUAUGGCCACAAGAGAGCAUGCACCUGAAAGGCUGACUACAGACAGACAAAUACUAUAUAUAUACAAUAUGAAUAUAUAUAGCAAUUCUAAUGAACUUCUGUUCAGUUAUAGUUUUAAUUUAUUGUAUUGCUUCAUUCUGGUAAUGAG